Strigops habroptila (Kakapo) is the source of this 4626-nucleotide messenger RNA. Its product is annotated as cell adhesion molecule 3-like. Gene Ontology annotation, cellular component: presynaptic membrane. Gene Ontology annotation, biological process: homophilic cell-cell adhesion; innate immune response. Gene Ontology annotation, molecular function: complement component C1q complex binding. Bases 248 to 1603 code for a protein of 451 amino acids. Lineage: Eukaryota; Metazoa; Chordata; Aves; Psittaciformes; Psittacidae. The record is from RefSeq and is a predicted model, not a curated record. The transcript has 11 exons.
CGGGCAUGUUUACACGGGGGCCGAGGGGGGCGGCACCAGCGCGGUUGCCCCCCCCAUCACCGCUCCCCCCCCCCCCCUCCGUCCGUUCCACACACACCCCCCCCCGGCACGAAUGGUCUGUUCCUCGCGCUCUAUUUAACCCGCGCCGCUGCCGCACCGCCGGCCCCAGCCCCGACACCGGCGCCGCGCUCGGUGCGACCGGAGGCUCCACGCUGCGGCUCGGCUCGCCGCGGGCACCGCCGCCACGAUGCUGCCCCUCGGCCUCCUGCUGCUCCUCGCCUGCUGCGGUGCCGCCCGGGGAAACCUCUCCCGCGACGAGAGCCAGCCCACGACGUCGGAUGAGACCGUGGUGGCCGGUGGUACCGUGGUCCUCAAGUGCCAAGUGGAGGAUCCUGACGACUCCUCGCUGCAAUGGUCCAACCCUGCCCAGCAGACCCUCUACUUUGGGGAGAAACGAGCCCUGCGGGAUAACAGGAUCCAGCUGGAGAAAUCCACCCCCAACGAGCUGACCAUCAGCAUCAGCGACGUGGUGCUGUCGGACGAGGGGGAAUACACGUGCUCCAUCUUCACCAUGCCCGUGCGGACCGCCAAGGCCCUGGUCACCGUGCUGGGAGUCCCGCAGAAACCGCAGAUCUUCGGCCACGAGCAGCCCAUCGAUGAGGAGAAGGUGGCGCGGCUGACCUGCCGCUCCUCGGGCAGCAAGCCCGCGGCACAGCUCCGCUGGAGGAAGGGCAACAAGGAGCUCAAAGACGAGGGCACCGAGGUGGUGGAGGACCCCAAUGGCAAGACCUUCACCGUGAGCAGCCGCGUGGAGUUCCAGGUCACCAAGGAGGACAACGAGGCCGAGGUGACCUGCACCGUGGACCACGAGUCGCUGCAGAACUCCGAGAGGUCCACCACGCAGAAGCUGCAGGUUCACUACAAGCCAACAGCAAAGAUCGAGCCGCAUCCGCAGUACCCGCGGGAGGGCGAGAAGCUGCAGCUGCAGUGCGAUGGGCAGGGCAACCCCAUCCCCCAGGAAUUCCUGUGGGAGAAGGAGGGCAGCGACGCGCCGCUGCCGCUGAGCUCCGACAGCGUCCUCAUCUUCCCCUUCCUCAACAAGAGCGACAGCGGCACCUACGUCUGCACGGCCACCAGCUCCAUGGGCAGCGUCGUGGCCAAGUACAACCUGGACGUCAGCGAUCUUCCCCAGCUCCCCACCCCACACGUUCACUCCACUCGGGGCCCUUCCCAGCCCAUCUCUCAUGCUUCCAUGGCCACCGCUUCAUUCUCCACUCCAGCUCCCAUCCAAGACGCCAGCCCCGUGCCCUCGACCUCCAGCACGUACCACGCGGUGAUCGGCGGCGUCGUGGCCGUCAUCGUCUUCCUCCUGCUCAGCCUCCUCAUCGUGUUGGGCCACUACCUGAUCAGACACAAAGGUAUGUGCAUAAGACACGGGGAGACGGUCACAUCCAGACACCGGCCAAAGCCAGCAGAGGUGAUGUGUACAUACCUGACCCACGAGGCCAAGGGCUCGGAUGAUGCCCCGGAUGCCGACACCGCCAUCAUCAACGCGGAGGGCGGCCAGGCCGGCGGCGACGACAAGAAGGAGUAUUUCAUCUAGGGUUGAGUGGGACAGAGCGAGACAUGGAGCCACCAGACCCCGAUGGCGACGGAAACCAGACCACGACCCCCCAUUGCACCCCCUGGACUUCCCCUGGCGCCCGGCGCGGGCAGAGCCCCGGGCAGAGGGAUGCGGGACAGGGAGCACAGGAGCCACCGGCCUGAACCACGCCGCUGAUGCUUGAACUUGUACAACCCCUGGUUUCCAGGAGCGGCGGCCCCGGCCCCGCUCGCUUGCUUUGCGCCUCCAUCCCCGUGAGUGAGCGAUUCCCUCCCUCCUUCGGACCUUUGCUUUGGUUUCGUGGCUGCUCUUUUGCUUUGGGCCCUCGGGUGGGACCCGGGGCUGGGGUCGAUGUAGCUCUUUCCUUUGUUUUCGUUCCAGUUUGGUUUACUUUGAGAUAUCCAAGGAUAAAAUCAGCUCCAGCACGAGCUCGGGGCAGCCCCCAUGUCACCAGCGCUCGCCCUGUGUGUCCCAUCCAGAGCUGGGAUCCCGGUGUUCCCUCCCGGCCGCGGCUGCUGCGCGGUGUUGGGAUGGGAAUGGGGCAUCGCCGCCGCCGGGAGGGACCCCAGGCCCCUGCCCUGAUUUUAUCCUUGGUGGUUCUUGUCCAACAGUGUCCAUUUGGGAGGAAGCUGUCCUCGUGUGGAACGUGUGUGAAGGGGGGUGAGCUUCCAGGGUGGGAUCUGCUGAGCCCCCGGAGAGACUGGGAGCUGCUGGGAUUGCAGCUCCCCGGUCCCACCCCAGCGGGAGGGGGGAGGGAGGAGCUUUGGGGGCGAAUCCAGAGGAAAAAGGGCCCCAACUUUAUACAAAAGUCCAUUCGGAACCAUCUUACUCCAAGGUCAAUUCACAACCAUCUAUUGAGACGUUCAGUGCAGGAGGAUGAUCGAUGCUGAGCUGCUGGACCUGCGGCCGCAGCCAGCGGCACCGCGGGAGCUGAGCUGGAGCUGAGCAGGGUGGCACAAGGGCGAGGAGAAGGGGCUCCGCUCCUGGAGCAUCCCCCUUCCCACCCUGUCCCCCUUCCCGGGUGGAUGGGAGCUUGGAAAAGGCUGUUUCCUUUCUGGCUCCAAAUGAAACACCCGGUUUAGAGUCCUGGCAGCUCGGGGGGGUCUCUGAGGAGGCUGGGGGGGGGUUGUCCAACUUCCUUCUUCCUCUUCGCUGUCUCUUCCAAGGCAAAUCCAAGAAGCUUUCCCAACCCUUCUCUUGGUCCCCAGAUCAUGGGCUCAUGUGCUCCAGCAUCUGCAGGACACCCCGAGGAGCCAGGUCUUGGCCCUCUCCCUUGGGAUGAGGCUCUCCAGCUUCCCAGGAUCGCAGCAUCCUUUGGCCUGGACACAAGGGGUUUGCAGGAGCUGCCCUUUGGUUGGGUGUCCCUUUGAUUUUGGGUGGGCUGGAGGAGGAGAACCCUUUGGGAACCCUCGGUGGGGUGGUGACCUCGCCUUGGAGGUGGACGAGGAGCUCCCAUCCUCCGCCAUGGGGCAGGGGAUCUGUGGGGUACCAGGGCUCUGUGGGGAGCAUCACUCCCAUCCAGACCCCACGAGCACAUGGCAGGAGGAGGAUUCCCAUGGGGAAGCCACCACGGAGCGAGCAGGGCUGGGAGAGGAGGCCGGAGCAGAGGAGGCAGCUCAAGGGGGUGAAGGAGUUGAUGGUGUUUGUGGCCUGUGUGUGGACAGGAUGAGGUUCACGGUGGCUUUGUUGGGUGUCAGGAGCACCGAGCACGUAUGAACGUGUGGUCCAGGGCUUGGCUGAAGAUCUCCAACAGCCACUGUCCAACAGACGACGUUCCUUCAAAUACAAACACAAGGAUGUGAUUCCAAGUAGAGUUUAAUCUCUGAAGUCUACGUGCUGUAGAUGAUGUGAAGAAAGCCCCAACCUGGGGCUCUGGGUGGGAAGGGGGUAACUGCUUCUAGGGGCGGGGAGGUGGGAGCUGAGGUCAGGGAGGUUCGUGCCUCUUUGAGGCUGUAGCUGCUGUUCCAGGGCUCAAUCCAGUCGGGAUUUGGUCUUUUUUGAGGUGUCGCAUGGUCCAGGAUGGAGCCAGCACAGGCAGGACCCAUCAGCAAUGGAUGGGCCGGGCGAUGCCCAUUGUCCUGCUGUGGUGAGAGCAGGAACCAAAGGGCUUUGGAGGAUGGACGGGACCAGCAGCGAGGGGUGUGAUGGAGCCCUGUGGCACGUGUGAGGGUGACGGACACACCAGGUCACCCAUGUGGGGACACGGCCACGGGGCUGCCAUGGGGACACCUCGUGGCGUGAGGUGAUGGGGAGACCACUUUGUGAGUGGCUGAAUGGCUCGUGGCAGGGUGAGGUGUGGUGGGACCUGGGGGCGCAGUGGGGCUCAGCGUGGUGGUGAACACCCCAUGUCAUGAGAGGGGGUAUGUCACGACGGGUGCUGGUUGCGAGCACAUCAGGGUGACGGGUGUAGGUCCGGUUGUAGGUGGGACACAGGGUCAGGGCUGUCCAGGAGGGAUUGGUCCACCCUGUCCUUAAGCCCAAGAGGAGACGUGGGCCAGGGAAGGGGUGAGGACCUUGCUGCUCGUAUGGGGGUGACAGCACCCGGUGUCACAGCGGGGAGGGGACACCCUCCCUGCCGCUGCCACCGCGUGGCGGGGCCAGCCCAGGGCCACCAGCCGCCUCCAGGGGCCACCUUGUUGCCCGCACACGUUGGCUUCCAGCCCCGCGGCCAGCCGGAGCCACCACCGGGCCAUGGGAGCCGGGGCUGCGGGCGGAUGGAGGAGGAUGUGGGACACUUCGUCCCUCGGGUGCAGCCGGGAUGCGGCGGCUCCGGCUCGGCUCCGGCCGCUUCCCACUGGCACUGAACUCUCAAUAGACACGAAAGCCAUAUUUGUAGGGAGCUCUGGAGACGCCGUGGGGCGGCAGCGGGACGGGGCAGAGGACGGGCUGUGUCGUUGUGCUGUGUUCGACGUGUAUGUACAUAAGGGGAGACGAGGGACGUCGAUGUGACUUUAUAACCUUUUAAUAUCCUGUGCUAAUCUCGGAAAAUAAUCCUAUAAAUAUAUCUGGAUUACACACACGGA